Eremothecium cymbalariae DBVPG#7215 is the source of this 483-nucleotide messenger RNA. It is a transcript of the gene HIT1, whose product is annotated as Hit1p. The record is from RefSeq and is a predicted model, not a curated record. Bases 1 to 483 code for a protein of 160 amino acids. The transcript has a single exon. NCBI's taxonomy places the organism in Eukaryota, Fungi, Ascomycota, Saccharomycetes, Saccharomycetales, Saccharomycetaceae.
AUGAAGUGUGGGAUCUGUCAUGAGAAUGAAGCUCAAUACAGGUGCCCCAAAUGUUCCAUUCGCUACUGUUCUUUACCAUGUUAUAAGGACAAGGAAAGACAUAAGCAUGAUGAGCUAGAAGUAUCUAAAGAUAUUGUUGUGGAGAAGAAUACCAAUGGUAAAAAAGAACCGGCCGCCUUAGCCACCCCCCAUUUCAAUGAAAUGCUUCAGAAUAACAGUAGGUUGAGGGAACUGCUUCAGCAUAAUACUGUAAAAUUUCAUUUGCAUCAAGUUUAUAGAAUUUUAAUGACGGGAGUAGGCGCGACGUCUGCUGAAAAUGACUUACAGAUGAGCCAAGAGAUAAAAGAACGGCUAGCCGUUGACUACUUAAAUACCCUAAGGUAUGGUGGUAUACAUCACAAUGAAGCCGUGGAGGAAUUCUGUGAGAUGUGCAUAGAAAUGCUACUGGCAGUCGAUGGUGACAGCGAGGCUAAGGCGAGUUAG